This is a messenger RNA of Coregonus clupeaformis (lake whitefish), 5499 nucleotides long. RefSeq names its product interferon-induced very large GTPase 1-like. Gene Ontology annotation, molecular function: protein binding; GTP binding. NCBI's taxonomy places the organism in Eukaryota, Metazoa, Chordata, Actinopteri, Salmoniformes, Salmonidae. The transcript is spliced from 4 exons. The record is from RefSeq and is a predicted model, not a curated record. The coding region runs from base 559 to 5421 and encodes 1620 amino acids.
UGGAGCCAGCCACGAGGAUUGGACCAAACCCAACAUCAUUACCAGAUCUCCUACCACUGUCCAGGGACAGAACCACAAAUCACUACCACAUCUUCACACAGCAUCACUCUCUGUGACCUGAAACCUGGUACUCAGUACUCUGUCACUGUCUGCACUGAGUUGGAAAAUGGAAAGAAAAGUCGACCUGUGUCAAUAACCCUCACCACAGUUCCCCCUGUUCCAGGCCAGCUGACUGUAAACUGGGUAGACACCACAUCAGCUGCUGUUAGCUGGAGCCAGCCACCAGGAUUGGACCAAAUCCAACAUCAUUACCAGAUCUCCUACCAGUGUCCAGGGACAGAACCACACAUCACUACCACAUCUUCACCCAGAAUCACUCUCUCUGACCUGCAAUGUAGUUCUCAGUACUCUGUCACUGUUUGCACUGUGCUGGAAAAUGGGGUGCAAAGUCAACUGGUGUCAACAACCUUGACCACAGAGGUCCCAGUACCAGGUGACCUGACUAUAAAGGAGCUGAAAUCUACCUCCUUCACUGUAACAUGGACCAAGGCUCGGGGAAUGGACAGAGUCCCACAACGCUUCCUCAUAUCCUACUGCAGCCCUGGAACAGAGCCCAAGGCAAUACAUACUGAAGACUGCCACAAACCAUUCUCUGACCUACGACCUGGCACUCAGUACACUGUCAGUGUCUCUGCUGUUCUGACCAAUGGGGAACAGAGUGAACCAGUCUCUACAACUAUCUGCACUAUAUCCUGUCUCGUGGAGCUGUUGUCAAAGACUGGACUAGAAGAUCAUUAUGAAAACAAGCUGACGUUAAGUACUGUCCUUGAGAUAAAUGCUACUACUACAUCAGAUGAACCACGUACCAAUAUGCAGUCACUUCCAGGGGCCUUCCUUAAGAAAUUAAUGAUGGCAAAUGUAAAUGCUAGGAGUGUCAAAUGUCUGACCACUGACCAGGAGGUUCCAUAUUAUGGUGUAGACAACCAGGGCACUGACUUUGAUAGCAGCAAUGUUAUCAACCCUCUAGACCUGAUUACAGCACUGUUUCUGUGCUCAGACAGUUUCCUGCAGCAGGAGAUGGUCCAGAAAAUGUCCAUGUGUCAGUUUGCUGUUCCUCUCCUGCUGCCAAACUGUGACAAAAAACAAAGCACGUUGAUGCUGUGGGCCCUGAGAGACAUAGUGAAAAAGUUCAGGUCGUCUUCACAAACAGCCACAAAGUCUUUUGUGGAGGACAGAAUUCUACUCUCUGAUAUUCCUAUGGUGUCCUUUGUUAGGUUAGGGGAGAUUAGAGUGUCCAAGUCUCAGAUCUUGAAUAAGUUGCUUAGUAACCCUCAACAGUACCAUGAUACAUUUGUUCAUCAUCAUAUGGAAUGUGGCGAUGUUCCUCGCAGAAUAUCAGAUGGUCUAGUUGAAAUCAGCUGGUACUGUCCAUGUGGGAACAGAAACAUAGACAUGUUCACUAAGCCUCUGGCUGUUGCCAAUCUCAGAGGAGACAUCAGGUCGCUUGAAACGCAGUUUUUAUUUCUGUGUCAAACAUCAGCAGCAGUGUUUAUUUUCAGUGAUGAUUUAGAGGCAGAUCUCAAGUUGUUGAAAACCCAAAAACCAAAGGCAGAGUUAUUUCUGGUUGUCAACUCUCAGAGAAAAACAUUCAGUGCAGACACAUUGAAAAAAAUCAUCACAAACUGCAGUAUCAAUGAAAGAAAUGUGAUUCUGAAGAAGAAGCUAAAUGAUGCAGAAUUUGUCAAAACCCUGCAGUCAUCUGUGAGUGACAUCUUAGAAAAAAGUCAAAACCGAUUGACAAUUGAAAAAAUGGCUGAUGUGGCUCAUCAGAUGGGGAUUCUGAUUGAUGAAGACUGUGAUGAGUGUCAGAGUGCCAGGAAGAUGGCAGAUGAAAUCACCGGGAACUUCAAAGACACAAUGAAAUUCAAAGACAAACAGCUACCCUUACAAGGGCAAAUCUGGAAAGAGCUUUCCCAGUUAGAAAAAGAGAGGUGUAGGCUGAGAAAAGCAGGGGAUCAAGACAUUGAACACUACAAGAGCUCUCUGAAUAAAAAGGAGGAAGAGUUGAGAAAGAAGCAACAUAAACGUGACAUGUCAGAUGCAAUGGCAAGCUUCAUUUUAGGAUUGUCAAGUUCAGGAGCUGAGCGAUCCUAUUUCCUCAAAUGGAUGCGGAUAAAUCUGGACAAUCUGUCACGGCAGAACCUGUCUGGUUUAAGGGACCGGUACAAAGAUCUUUGCCAAAAUUCUCCUGAGAAAAAAGACGACAUUAAAGAUUUGGAUAAGCAAUUAUCUGACUGUUCCUUAGGUCUUGAACACUUCCUGCGUGAGUUGGGCCAGUUAUAUGAAGCUGCCUGCUCCCUCCCUGAAAGUAGCCUACAAAGGAAACAGAUGGAGCAUCUACCUGGAUUGUGCGCUCAGAUGCUGUUGGAUGGUUUCCCCAUUGAGCUUGUGGAUGGAGAUGCAUCAAAUAUCCCUUUGAAAUGGAUAGCAGCGGUACUGACUCAGCUUCAUACUCUUGUCCAAUCCAACAGCAAGAUCCGGGUGGUCACAGUUUUAGGGGUCCAAAGCACUGGGAAGUCCACUCUCCUCAACACCAUGUUUGGGGUCCAGUUUGCUGUCAGCAGUGGAAGAUGCACCAGAGGGGCUUUCAUGCUACUGAUUAAAGUCAACAAAGAACUCAAGGAGGAACUGAAAUGUGACUUCAUCAUGAUCAUUGACACAGAGGGGUUGAAAUCACCAGAGCUUGCUCAACUUGAUGAUAGCCAUGAACAUGACAAUGAAUUGGCGACACUUGUAAUAGGACUCAGUGAUGUCACGAUUAUCAACAUUGCCAUGGAGAACUCCACAGAGAUGAAAGACAUUCUACAGAUUGUUGUUCAUGCUUUUAUCAGGAUGAAGGAAGUGGGGAAGAAGCCAGUAUGUCAUUUUGUGCACCAGAAUGUGUCAGACAUGUCUGCUCAUGACAACAACAUGAGGGACAGGAAGAAGUUGUUGGAACAGUUGGAUGAAAUGACCCUGGCAGCAGCCAGAAUGGAGAAGAAGGAGAAUAUCACCAAGUUCACGGAUGUGAUGGAGUAUGAUCCAGACACAAGCAGCUGCUACAUCCCAGGACUCUGGCAUGGGACUCCCCCUAUGGCUCCAGUCAAUGCAGGCUAUAGUGAGGCUGUGUAUGACUUCAAGAAGACCUUGAUGAAAGAUUUCAGAACCUGUCAGAGAAAUUAUGAUUUAACACAUUUCCUGAAGUGGACACAAAGCUUGUGGGAGUCUGUUAAAUUUGAGAAAUUCAUCUUUAGUUUCAGAAACAGCUUGGUUGCAGAUGCAUACUCCAGAUUAUGCUCGGAGUACAAUGGUUGGGAAUGGGCCUUCCAGAAAGAGAUGUAUAAAUGGAUGGUGGGUGCUGAAACUAAAAUGUCCAAUAUUGGCAUGACAGAUCAAUAUCCCCAGAAGUCCAUAAGAGAUGUGCUAAAAGACUUAAUGUUAGAAGCAUCUGAGAAGCUGACAUUGGGAGAAAAGGAAAUCCAAGACAAUCUAGUAAAAUACUUUGAAAAAGAAGAUGGCCAUGUCAAUCUUGUGGAAAAAUACAGGGAGGACUUUGUGUCCAGUGCCAAAACACUGAGACGAGAGACAGAAAACACUGUGAAGAACAAACUGCAAGGAGCUGUUGAAAUCAAAGAGGGAAUGACAGAACUGAACAACAUCAAGAGCUCUCAGGCAAGUACAAUUGAGAAAAAGGUACUAGAUUUGCUUCAGAUUUGUAGACAGAAAAAAUAUAAUCUAUCAGAUAAGGCACUCAGUAAAGAGUUUGAAAUCAUGUGGAGAAAAACUCUUUCUGAGAUACACUUCAAAGGACUUCCUAAGCGAGAUGUUGCCCAAGAUGCCUUUCUCAUGCUGCGUGCAAAUCUGUCAACAAGGAGCAGUCAUGUCAACAGUCUAUUGGUUGGAACCAGACUGUUGGAUUGUGGGAGAAAAGCCUUUGUUGUGGAAUCUGAGAGUUGGUGGCAGCAGUUUCAAAACAUAGCAAAGCACUGGGAUCCCGACCAUCACAGGAAACAACUACAAGACUUCUGUGAUGACAUCAUAACACAGUGUCAGGAGUUUAUAAAAGAAAAGGUUAAAGGAAAGUCUGAUUAUCAUGACACUUACAUCAAAGACCUGCUGAACAGGAUUGAUGAAACAUUGCAACGCCACAAGAAUGUUAAAGUCAGUGAGGAAUGUGAAGUUUCUCUGAAGCUACACAUCUGUGGCAGAGCAGCCAGAGAGUUUCAGAAGAUGCAUGAUGAUUUCAUUGAAGUCAAUGACCCAAAGAAGUGUCUGGAAAAGUCUAAGAACAAGUACCUUACUGAGUUCAGAGACUUGUUUCAUAACCGAGACCAGUGCCAAAAGAAAGCUGAGGACUUCACAAAGCUCUGUUUGCAGCCAGCUGUACAGGACUAUGUGACCAAAAUGAUUGGUCCUGAUGUGGUUGAUGAAGUGAAGAUUGGUAAAGGAUCAGAGGAUUACAGCACAAGAGGGGCUUUCCAGUUCGCCAUUUUGAAACAACUCCUGACAGAUGGAAAAUAUGACAAAUAUAAAGAGUACAUUAGUCAUUAUGAAAGGUUUGUGAAGGACUGGCUGUUUGACCAGAUUGUCCAACAACAGUCAAAGGACCGCGGUCUGGAGAAAUUGGAGAAGAAACAUCUUUCAGAGAUGGUCAAGAUGAUCACUGACACAAUCUCUAACAUCAGAGAAACAACUGGCAUAAACAAUGUAAAUGAUGUCAAGACAUUCAUUCAAAACAUCUGCAGUGCCCUUGAAGAGAAGCUGGUCCUCAAGGAUGCUCUGGAUUCCAUCUUGAUUCUGAACACUGCAGAUACAGAACAGUUUGCUGUCUACCUCACAGAGUUUGUGAGAGAAUUGGAGCAGUCACUGGCAGCUGAGUACAAAAAGAGAGGUAACAUCAAAGAGAGACUCAGAUCUCUUCCAUUCAAGCCUCAGGACGAGAUGUUCACCAGUCUGUUUGGCUGUGGGAAGCAAUGUCCCUUCUGUGGUGUACCUUGUGAAGCAGGGGGGAUAGAGCACAACAAACACCAUUCCUCCAUUCACCGUUCACAAGGUAUCUGUGGUUAUCGGGAUAAUUAUUCACAGAAAUUAGUAAUUGAGAUAUGUUCAUCUCUUGUGGUUAGUGACAGAGCAUUCUCCAACGCCGAGACUGGAGGAACAUUUCACCCCUACAAGGACUACCAGACAUAUUACCCUGACUGGACCCUAACUGGUGAUGCCAGCGUGGAGGCGUCAGACUACUGGAAGUAUGUGAUGGCCACAUUCCAUGAGAGAAUCGCUAAAGAAGUAAAUGCACUUCCUGCUGAUAUCCCAGGGGACUGGAAGGCGUUAACACCUGAUGAUGCAAUGAGAAGCUUAAAAAUGUCAUUCAACAUGAAAUGAAGUACUAUAUAAUGACUUGUUGACCAAAAACAUGAUUGACUUUUCAUAGACUUAACAACCAGGAAUUACAUAUCACAG